This is a messenger RNA of Paramuricea clavata, 645 nucleotides long. The record is from the annotation of a GenBank genome assembly. Lineage: Eukaryota; Metazoa; Cnidaria; Anthozoa; Malacalcyonacea; Plexauridae.
AUGUGGAAACAUGCAAAUGUACUACCAGUACCUAAAGAAUCUAUCUUAAACUCUCUUAAUCAACUAAGACCAAUCUCUUUAACAGAUAUUAUAAUGAGAUUAUUUGAAAGAAGUGUGUUCAAAACUGAGAUAGCACAUGUUACAAGACACGCUAUUGAUUCGGAUCAGUUUGCAUACAAGGAAGGUCACAAUUCGAUUAUGGCUCUGAUCAAGUGCCAACACACAUGGUUAAGAUGGUUAGAAGGAGAUGCAAAAUAUGUCAGAGUAUUAUCUUUUGACUUUCGCAAAGCAUUCGAUAGCGUUCCACACGAUAUUUUAUGCGAGAAGCUUAAGAAGCUCCCCAUCAACCCAUAUGUUACUAAUUGGCUGAUUAGUUCUCUGGAGGAUAGGAAACAGAGGGUAGUGGUUGAUGGAAUAGAAACUGAAUACUUGAACAUUAAUCGAGGUGUUCCCCAAGGAACAGUUCUGGGUCCUGUCCUCUUUUCGAUCAUGGUGAAUGACAUCAAAACAGUUAACCCCAUAAACCAGUUAGUUAAGUUCGCGGAUGACAUGACAUUAGAAGUACCAGGAAUGAAAACGGAGAUACAUCCCAAGCCGAAGUGGACAGUAUACAAACAUGGUCUGAAAAUAAUCGAAUGUCCUUAA